AUGGUGGCGGCCCUCGAGAUCCACUACCCCGUACUCAUUGCUAGUGACUAUGAGGAUAGGUCCUUGUUUUCGGAGCCCAACUCAAACCCUACGACGUCCACCGAAGAAGAUGACAAGAAUGAGCAUAAGAAUGCUCAAGCUACCAAUGCACUGAGUCCAAAUGAGUUCAACCGGGUUGAUAGGAUCGAGAGCGCCAAAAAAAUUUGGGACACCCUCUGCAAUGUCCAUGAAGGCACCGACGGGGUGCGUGAAUCCAAGGUGGAGAUAUUGAAGGGACAAUUGGAGAGGUUCGUGUUGAAGUCGGAGAAGACCGCAAGUAAGAUGUAUGACCGGUUGAGCAAGAUCGUCAACGAGAUCAAGGGACUUGGGUGCAAGGACAUGAUGGAUAGUUAUGUUAUGAAGAAGAUGCUCCGAGCCAUCACACCAAGGAACUCAACCUUGGUAACCCUCAUACGUGAGCGUGCCGACUUCAACUCCUUGACACCUCAUGACGUGCUUGGGCGAAUCCUCGCUCAUGACUUGAUGGAGCAAGAAUCCAAGGAUGCUUGCAACUUCAUCUCUCAAGGCUCAACACUAAAGAAACAAGACAUAGCCUUGAAAGCCAUCAAGGAGGCUGAGGUUGAUGAAGAGUGUACUUCUCAAGCCGAGAAUGACAUGGCAUUGUUCGUCCGGCAGCUUGGGAAGUACAUGAGGAGAAGCGGCUUCUUCAAGGGAGACGCCUCCAAGUCAAGCUUCGGCAAGUCAAGGGGAAGGCACUCAUCACGCAAGUGUUUUGAGUGUGGUGAAAUCGGGCACUUCAUCGUCGAGUGCCCCAAGCUAGAUGACGAUAAGAAGAAGAAGAAGAAGAAUGAGAGACACUUCAAAAAGAACAAGGGCAAGCAUGGGAAGAAGGAGGAAAGGGGGGGGCAAGCUCACAUUGGUGAUGAGUGGACCUCUGACUCCGAGAGAAACUCAAGCUCAAGUGAUGAAGAUGGAAUGGCAACCAUCGUCAUCAAGUCUUCAUCACCACCGCUACCAACCCUCUUCAACAAUGAUAGCAACAAUAACGCUCCUCUUUGUCUUAUGGCAAAAGAGCGCAAGGUAUCACCCUGCUCUAAAUUAUUUAGUCAUGAUUUGAUUGAUGAAGUUUGUGGGAGUGAUGAUGAUAAGGUUGAAGAUGAGUUGGUUGAUGAGCUAAGCAAGGAGUCCUUGCCGACCAUGUGUGAAUUGCUUGACACUAUUGAGGGUCAAGAGUCUCUUCUCGAGAAACAAGAGGCUAUGCUCAUUCAUGAUAAAGAGCGUAUUCUUGAACUCGAGAGGAAACUCGCUAGGGAGAGGAAGAGUUAUAUGUCACUUGCGCGUCUUUACAAAGACACCAAAGACUCAUGCUCACUAUUUGAGGAGUCAAAUGCGAAGCUUCUAGAGAAGGUCGAAAGCUUGAAAAAGGCAUACCACUUUCUAGAGGAUAAGCUUGACACACUCAACAAGUGUUCUCCUUUCCCUAGUGAGAUGUCUAAAAACUCAAAGGAGUCAAGCUAUGAGCCAUGUGUUAAAUGCAAGGACCAUGACCUUGAUGCUUGCACCUCAAACGCCAAGGCCGUGAAAGCCUUGACCGCUCAAAAUGAGAAGCUCAUGGGGCUACUCAAUAAUGGGCUCCUCAAUAAUGGGCUCCUCAAGUGCCACAUGGGUAGUAAGGCCCUAAAGGAGUACCUCGGGUACCAACGUGACAACCACAACCGUGAAGGCCUUGGGAGGAAUACCAAUGUUCGUGUUGUGGCUCGCUAUGUUGGUCCUUGGGGCAAACAUAUUUGUAACAAGAGAACUAUUUGGGAAUAUGUGUCCGGUGGAAGGAGUUGGGUGAUUGAUAGCGGUUGCACUAACCAAAUGACCGGAGAAAAGUCGAUGUUCUCGUCUCUUGAUAAAAAUGGAUCUUCUCAAGAGAACAUCGUCCUUGGAGACAAUGGGGAAAGGUCGUUGGAUUGGCUUGGAUAUAAUUGUUUAUUUACCGAUGUGGAUGUGACGGUUUUUAGAAGGAAUGAUUCCUCCAUGGUCUUUAGAGGUGUUCUCAAGGGCAAGCUUUAUCUUGUUGACUUCUCUUCGAAAGAAUCGAAACUUGAGACAUGUCUAGUGGCCAAGUCCAACAUGGGGUGGUUGUGGCAUCGGAGACUAGCCCAUGUUGGAAUGAGGAAUCUUCACAAAUUUCUAAAAGGGGAUCACAUUGAAGGAAUAACAAAUGUGAAUUUUGAGAAAGAUAGGCUUCUACACAUGGAUCUCUUCGGGCUGAUUGCUUACAUAAGCAUAGGAGGUAACAAGUAUGUUCUUGUAGUGGUAGAUGAUUUUUCACGCUAUACUUGGGUUUUCUUUUUGCAUGACAAGAGUGAGACACAAGAAAUUUUCAAGAAGUUUGUAAAAAGAGCCCAAAAUGAGUUUGAUGUCAAGAUCAAGCAAAUCCGAAACGACAAUGGUGGUGAAUUCAAAAACACCAACAUUGAAAAAUAUCUUGAUCAUGAAGGCAUCAAGCAUGAGUUCUCCGCUCCCUACUCCCCACAACAAAAUGGUGUAGUAGAGCGGAAGAAUAGAACACUUAUAGAGAUGGCGAGGACCAUGUUAGAUGAGUACAAGACGUCAGAUCGGUUUUGGACCGAAGCCGUCAACAUCGCAUGUCACGCCAUCAACCGGUUGUAUCUCCAUCGCCUUCUAAAGAAGACAUCUUAUGAGUUUCUUACCGGUAACAAACCGAAUAUCUCAUACUUUCGAGUUUUUGGUAGUAAGUAUUUUAUUCUUAACAUGAAGGCAAGAGCAUCCAAAUUUGCGCCUAAAGUGGAUGAGGGGUUCUUGCUUGGCUACGCGUCAAACUCGUGUGCAUACCGUGUUUUCAACAAGACCUCCGGUGUUGUUGAAAUCGCGCGUGAUAUGAUGUUUGACGAAACUAACGUCUCCCAAAAGGAGCAAGUUGAUUCUCAUGUGCUAGAUGAAGAAGAGAUACCUUAUGAAGCUAUACGGAGGAUGGCUAUUGGGGAUCCACUUAGGGUGGAAGAGGCACUUGAAGAUGUCGAUUGGGUGAUGGCCAUGCAAGAAGAACUCAACAACUUCACGCGCAACCAAGUGUGGCUAUACCAAAUAGAUGUGAAAAGUGCCUUCCUAAAUGAGCCUAUCAACGAGUUGGUAUAUGUGGAACAACCGCCGGGUUUUGAGGACCCCAAGUACCCAAAUCAUGUGUACAAGUUUCACAAGGCGCUCUAUGGGCCUAAGCAAGCUCUUAGAGCAUGGUAUGAAUGCCUUCGUGAUUUUCUUGUGAAAAAUGGCUUUGAGAUAGCUUUUAGUGAUGAGUUUAGUAGGAUGAUGACUAAGAGUUUUGAGAUGUCCAUGAUGGGCGAAUUGAAGUUCUUCCUCAGCCUUCAAAUCAAGCAAUUAAAGGAAGGAACCUUCAUUUGCCAAACCAAGUAUGCUAAGGACAUGCUCAAGAAGUUUGACAUGGAGAAUGCCAAACCGGCCCGCACACUGAUGCCUUCAAAUAGGCAUCUUGACCUAAACGAGUAA
Molecule: messenger RNA, 3519 nt
Organism: Oryza brachyantha (malo sina)
Lineage: Eukaryota; Viridiplantae; Streptophyta; Magnoliopsida; Poales; Poaceae
Exons: 10
Coding region: 1-3519 (1172 amino acids)
Biological process (GO): DNA integration
Molecular function (GO): nucleic acid binding; zinc ion binding
Source: RefSeq, a predicted model, not a curated record